Molecule: messenger RNA, 1644 nt
Organism: Epinephelus lanceolatus (giant grouper)
Lineage: Eukaryota; Metazoa; Chordata; Actinopteri; Perciformes; Serranidae
Gene: mnd1
Product: meiotic nuclear divisions 1 homolog (S. cerevisiae)
Biological process (GO): reciprocal meiotic recombination
Cellular component (GO): nucleus
Molecular function (GO): double-stranded DNA binding
Source: RefSeq, a predicted model, not a curated record
AGUCUUCCGCGGGAAAUUCAGUAUCUACUACCUUAGCGUUUUCUUUCUUAUUUGGAUUGCAAACAUAACAGCAGGGCUAUAAAACAUAUUGCAACGCAAAACCUAUCGUCAGUGGACGUUGCUGGUACAGCCAACGCAAUAAAAUGUCAAAGAAGAAAGGACUAAGUCUGGAGGAGAAGAGAACUCGCAUGAUGGAGAUCUUCUUUGAAACUAAAGAUGUGUUUCAGCUGAAAGACAUUGAGAAGAUCGCCCCUAAGACAAAGGGCAUAGCUCCCAUGACUGUGAAGGAUGUGCUGCAGAGCCUGGUGGAUGACAACAUGGUGGACUGUGAAAGAGUUGGUACAUCCAACUACUACUGGGCCUUUCCCAGCAAGGCUCUGCACGCUCGCAAGCACAAACUGGAGGAGCUGCAAAAACAGAUUUCUGAGGCGAAGCAGCGGAAAGUGUCUGUAGAGAAAGCAGUUGAAAAGGCAAAAGUGGGACGUCAAGAUACAAAGGAGAGAAGUGCUCUGCUGAAGGACUUGAAGGCUUUGAGAGAGGAGCGAACUCAGCUGCAGGCCGAGUUGGAGAAGUACAGAGAAUGUGACCCAGAGGUCGUCGAGGAGAUGAGAAAGUCAAAUGUUGUCGCAAAAGAAGCUGUUUCCAGGUGGACAGAUAAUGUUUUCGCCAUCAAGUCGUGGACGAAGAAGAAGUUUGCCUUUGAUGACAGCCGCAUUAAUAAAGCCUUUGGGAUCCCGGAGGACUUUGACUAUUUGGACUGACUGCCAGCUUUUCUGCCAGAGUUCAUGGUCACAAUAAGUGAAAAAUAAGUGUUUGAGCUUCAGUUUGAAGCCAGUGUACCUGGUCUCAGCAGUUCUAAUUCAUGGUCUGUGUAUUACAGUGACAAUAAAUGCACCAGUGUUCAUAUUUAUGGCCUGGGUUGGGCUCUGAAUAAGCACUGAUAUCAGUAAUUUCGCCGUAGCAGAGGGACUUUAUCAGCGGCUAUGUUGCUUUGGUGCAACCAGAGAAGAGAAGCACAAAUUGUUAGUGGCUGUGAGGGGUGACAGAGUUCUGUGAUGAACACAACCUAGCAGCUUGACUUUUGGGACACCUGUUUGCAUGAAAAUUGAGAACCCCAAGUUGAUGAUGGAAGGGAAUUAACACUUGACACAUCUGUGUAGUGAAUGAUCUAAUUUAUAUGGUUUAAACAGAUGGUUUGGAAUCAAAUGCUUGGGCUCUUUUUUCCUACAUUAUUUUUAGUAGGAGGGAAAAAGAAAAAGUGCUUUUGGGAAACAUCCAGUCCUCCUCGUUGUUCAUAAAAAGUGCACUGACUGACGGGACAGUUAAAUAACAAAGGAUAUGUUUAGGAUAUGUCUACAGUUGUAAAUAUUUGAAGUACAUUUACUUUUUGCAAAACCUCUUUUCUAGUGCUGCAAAUAAAAUGUCCCUCUGAGUUUUACAAGUCAUUUUCUGUGGUUGUAUUCAUUCUAAAACUUAAUGUGCAGUAUACAAAUGUAUGUACACCAGGCCUCCUGUCUUUUGUGAUUUCAUUUCUUACGAAAUUGCCACUAAAACAUUGCAAAAUCUGUCACAGAAGCACAUUUUUUUCCAGAGCUGCACGCUCACUUUCUGUAUGAACAAAAAAGGAACACUGCUGUCAUGACA